Messenger RNA from Triticum turgidum subsp. durum (durum wheat), 1401 nucleotides. The record is from the annotation of a GenBank genome assembly. Lineage: Eukaryota; Viridiplantae; Streptophyta; Magnoliopsida; Poales; Poaceae.
AUGCAUUCUUCAAGCAACAGAAAAACAAGAAGGGGGAGGAAAAAACACCAACCAAUGCGUUCCUUCACCAUUCCUCCGGCCGUGCUGCAGCUGUUCCUGCUACUCUCCGGCCUCUCUCCCGCCACCUCAUGCACCGAGCAGGAGAAGCACUUCUCCAGUUCCUCGCUGGGACGUCGGGAGAUGGCACCCUCGCCGCGUCGUGGAACCAUGAGACAGACUGCUGCGAGUGGGAAGGCAUCAUUUGCAAUGGAGAUGGGGCCGUCACUGAGAUCUCCCUGGCAUCUAAAGGACUUGAAGGGCGCAUCUCGCCAUCUCUCGCCGACCUCACAGGCUUGCAAUGGAGAUGGGGCCGUCACUGAGAUCUCCCUGGCAUCUAAAGGACUUGAAGGGCGCAUCUCACCAUCUCUCGCUGACCUCACAGGCUUGCUGCAUGUCAACCUUUCGCACAACUCCUUCUCCAGUGGCCUUCCGCUGGAGCUCAUGUCCUCCAGCAGCAUCAUCGCCCUUGACGUCAGCUUCAACCGGCUAAAUGGAAUGCUGCAAGAGCUGCCGUCUUCGAUCACCACAGACCGGCCUCUGCAGGUACUCAACGUCUCAAGCAACCAGUUCAGCUUAGAACUUCCAUCAGCCACAUGGAAAAUGAUGAAGAAUCUUAUCGCGUUCAACGCCAGCAAUAACGGCUUCACUAGGCACAUACCGUCUUCUCUUUGCCUUGGCUCGCCAUCUUUGGCUUUGCUUAACCUCUGUCACAACCAAUUGAGUGGUGGCAUUCCGAACACACUAGGUAAUUGCUCCAAGCUCAAAGUGCUCAAAGCUGGCAACAACCACCUAAGUGGGAUUCUCCCUGUUGAAAUCUUCCACGCUACCUCGCUGGAGUACCUCUCCAUCCCCAACAAUGGUUUGCAAGGAGAACUUGAUGGAGCACAAAUGGUCAAACUCAGUAAUCUAGCUACUCUUGACCUUGGAGAGAACCACAUCAGUGGCAACAUCCCAGAAUCGAUAGGUCAGCUCAGGAGGCUGGAGAAGCUCCAUUUGGGUAACAACAUGUCUGAGGAGCUGCCAUCAACUAUGGGCAACUGCACAGAUCUCAAAACCAUCGAUCUGAAGGUCAACAACUUCAGUGGAGAUCUAGGCGAGGUGAACUUCUCAACCCCGCAGAAUAUAAGAAGUUUAGAUCUCAUGAGGAAUCGUCUCGGUGGCAUAGUGCCAGAAAGCAUUUACUCAUGCAGCAUGUUGACUGCACUGCGGCUGUCAGGCAACCAUUUCCAUGGUGAGAUAUCACCAAGAAUAGGCAAUCUGAAGCAUCUGUCCUUCCUAUCACUUGGUAGUAACUCCUUUACAAAUAUCAUGAAAGCUUUGCAUGCCCUUAAAAGCUGCAGGAACAUCAGCAAAAAUAAGUAA